This is a messenger RNA of Pelagomonas calceolata, 1223 nucleotides long. The record is from the annotation of a GenBank genome assembly. Lineage: Eukaryota; Pelagophyceae; Pelagomonadales; Pelagomonadaceae.
AAAAAAUCGAUCGAGGUCGAGUCCCAAAACCCGCUUUGAACUCGGUGGAAAAACGACGAGCCAAUCUGCAGGAGGGCUCAAGUGGCGUGAAGGUUCGCUCUGCAGCCGUGAUUGGCGGGCAAGCCACUUGCUCGGCGGCGGACUCUUGGCCUGGCAGCAGAGGGCCAGAGCGCAGAGGGGCUGCCCAAUACAAGCUCGUAGCUCUUUGCGGCAGGCAGCCAGAGCGCGGAGGGGCUGCCCCCAACAGUAACUGCGGCAGGAAUACCGUGCAUGGGGCGCCGUCGACUGCUGCCCCUGCUCCUCGCAGUCCUCGCAGCGGUCGCCACCGCCGACGAGCUCGAGAAGCCCGCGGGCGAGGCCCAGCAGGUCGAGCUGGCCACGACACCGGCGCCGACGCCCGUCCCGGUCUGCAAGGGCGGCUGCCCGCCGAACUGCAACUACCCGCGGCUGUGCAAAAUCCACCAAACGACCUACAAGUGCCGCUGCGCGAGUUGCGAGCAGUGCGAGGGCGUCAAGCCCGUCGAGAACACGGGCACGGGCAAGGAAAUCUUCAAGCGCCGCGUCGUCGGCCCGCCGAAGAAGUGACCAUGCUCUGGCCCGAGCGGAAGCAGGAGCGCCUCUACUGGUGGGGCUGGUCGGCGCACGGCCAGUGCGGCGCCAAGGCCGACCGCGUCGCCGUCGCGCGCGCGCCGGCCGAGCUCACCGCUCCCGGUCCGCUGCGCGACGCCGCGGCGUCGGCCUUCGACUCCGUCGUCGUCGACCACGGCGGCGGCGUGUGGCAGUGCGGCAAGGGCGUGGCUACGAAGGAUAAGCCCGUCGCGCCCGUGAAAAUCCCGCUGAGCGUCAAGGCCCUGCGCGUGGCGGCGGGCCGGGGCUUCGCCGCCGCCGCGCUGGUCGACGGCCGCGUCGCCUGCUGGGGCGCGAACGAACGGCAGCAGUGCGGCGUGGCCGAGCCAAAGGUCGCGCUGGUGGCUCAACCCGCCUUCCCGGCCGUCGACGGCGUCGUGGAGGUCGCGUGCGGCGCGGCCUUUGUGGUGGUGGUCCGCGCGGACGGCUCCGUCUACACGUGGGGUGCCAUCUGCGACCGGGCGACGGCGCCCGCGGCCGUGAGUGGCGUGACGGCCGUCGCCUGCGCGGCGGGCGACCACCACGCGCUGCUCCUCGACCGCGCGGGCCGGGCCUCGUCGUGGGGCGUUGCGGCGACGGGCCGCCUCGGCCGCGGC